AUGAAUUUGAAGCUCUCGUUCAUUGGAGCAGAUCUCGGAAACACAAAUGCUCAGACCUGGGUCCCCAAUGCGCUUGCCUUGGUGCAAGCGGUGAUCGGGCCAGUCAUAUCAUCUGCUUCAGACAUCUUCCAGGUCCGAAAACCUAUUCUCGUGGCGUCCUGCGCAAUUGCUCUUAUAGGCUCUGCAAUUGCUCCUGGUGCUACAGAUAUCUACAGGUUGAUCGGCGCACAAGCUUUGAUUGGAGUUGGGCUCGCUGCUGUGCCUUUGAGCUAUGUGGUGCCCAGCGAGAUACUGCCCAGAAAGUGGAGACCUAUGGCUCAAGCAUCCACGGGCGUCGUUGCCGCCAUCACCGCAAUGGCUGGACCGUUAGCAGCUGGCGCACUUACAAGACGCAACAGCCAUACUGGGUGGCGAUUGUUCUACUGGAUCAUGUUCGCGAUUUGGGGAGCGGCUGCAGUAGGCAUCUUCUUCGGUUAUCGGCCACCAAAGAGGCACACACGCUUGGAUCAUUUAUCGUUCUGGCAAAAGCUUGGUCACCUCGACCUUCCUGGCUUUGGGCUUUUAACUGCAGGAUUGACACUCUUCUCGGUUGGUCUUAGUCUGGGUGGCGGUCUCUACCCAUGGGCUAAUGCUCACACAUUGGCCACCUUGAUCGUCGGCUUCUGCAUUCUAGUGGGCUUUGGUGUCUACGAAUGGAAAGGCACAAAGAACGGUAUACUUAGCCAUGAGCUAUUUCGUGGAGGAAAGAAUAAGGGGAGAGUCUUUGCAAUCUGCAAUGGAUUGAUGGUCAUCGAAGCAAUCCUCGGAUUCCCUUUUAUUAUCUUCUAUUCGGUGGUUACGACUGCUCUCUUCACGAGGGACCCUUUCAUGGCGGCUGUACGCCUCUUGCCGUUCUGGGGUUUCUUCCUCCUCAGCUGCCCAGUAUGGGGUUUGUUGAGUACAAAAUUUCGAACGAUUCGAGAGCCUCUGUUCCUUGGAUUUCUCUUAUUUACUGCCGGGAAUAUUGGCAUGGCGACAUUAGAACCAGGAGACAACGCUAGUCAACUUGCUUUUGCCGGGUUGGCAGGUAUAGGAUUCGGAUCUCCGUUGAUUUUGAUUAUCGCGGGCGUCCAAUUAUCCACACCCCAUCAACUGAUCGCUACCGCCACAGCAGUCACGAACUCUGCUCGUGCAGUAGGGGGUACAAUUUUCACUGCUGCGUAUACUUCAGCUCUAUCGAACUCCCUCUCCACGAAGAUCCCGACCUACAUAACUGAAGCAGCUGCCAAAGCUGGUCUUCCGAGCAGCUCAAUCGCGGCAUUUGUUGGUGCGGUGGCCAGUGGAAAUGAACUGGCUUUCAUUGACAUCCCGGGAGUGAGCCCAUCAAUUAUCCAGCAAGGCUUCCUGGCACUUGAACAAGCAUAUGCAGACUCACUUCGCCUGAUCUAUAUCAUUGCGGCUCCGUUCGGCAUCGUUGCAUGUAUACUUUGCUUGUUCCUCGGCGAUUUGAAUAAGACGAUGACUUACAGGGUUGAUGCUCCGGUCGAGGACUUGCACGCCAAGCUUCGUUAA
Messenger RNA from Exophiala aquamarina CBS 119918, 1551 nucleotides. RefSeq lists its product as uncharacterized. The record is from RefSeq and is a predicted model, not a curated record. Gene Ontology annotation, molecular function: transmembrane transporter activity. Bases 1 to 1551 code for a protein of 516 amino acids. Lineage: Eukaryota; Fungi; Ascomycota; Eurotiomycetes; Chaetothyriales; Herpotrichiellaceae. Gene Ontology annotation, biological process: transmembrane transport. The transcript has 4 exons.